Neodiprion virginianus is the source of this 3256-nucleotide messenger RNA. It is a transcript of the gene AkhR, whose product is annotated as adipokinetic hormone/corazonin-related peptide receptor variant I. Gene Ontology annotation, molecular function: vasopressin receptor activity; peptide binding; adipokinetic hormone receptor activity. NCBI's taxonomy places the organism in Eukaryota, Metazoa, Arthropoda, Insecta, Hymenoptera, Diprionidae. The coding region runs from base 686 to 1717 and encodes 343 amino acids. The record is from RefSeq and is a predicted model, not a curated record. Gene Ontology annotation, cellular component: membrane. The transcript has 8 exons. Gene Ontology annotation, biological process: G protein-coupled receptor signaling pathway.
UGCGCUUUGUCGUCCGCUCCGUUCGUGCAAUUAAAAAAAACCGUCCGCCGCGAGCUUUCGACGCUGCAUUUGAUUUUGUCAAAAAAGCUCGGUUCCGCGUCGAUCAACUAUUUUCAAUAACCUACAAUAAUGUUUAUACAAUUCUGAAAACAAGUCGGGCUUGCGUUAAACGGAUGAAAAUUCUGUGAACGGAGAGAGAACGGCGCGUUUUGUUUACGCGAUCGGAGUAUCCAACGACUUUACCCCGCCUCCGUUUCCCUGUAUUAUUGUAUUAUCGGAAAUCCCGGUGUCAACAGUUACCGAUCAAUUUACCCUUUUUUUUCGAUCCGGUACCGCAUCUGCAGCGAUGAUAGUUAAAGCGGAAAUCGUGAUCCUCCAAUGCCUUAUGGGAAAUUACAGUAUGAAGAUUUGAACGCAGGUUUGGUAUAAUAACGACCCGGAUUAUGAAACGUGAACUUCUUACGCCGGAGUGAAUUUACAACCUAUUAUAUUCCUGCGGUGAGAUACAACGGAAAAAAGCUUGCUUUCCGUCGAGCUUCCACCAACACGUGGCUAAUCAGAAAGUGCGUCAUCGGUAUUCCUGGUGGUUCCUAGAUACAGAAAUUGGAUUCGGAGAUUUUUUGCAGGAUACGAUCGAAGAUAUCCAGCGGAACGAUUGACUGCGAGUACCUGCCCUGGAUUCACAAUGGCAAACAACAGCACCUGGGAAAACAUCACUGGGAAUGGAACGGAACCCGAGCUUGAACCGGACAUGAAAUUCAACGAAGGCCACGUGAUAGCCAUCGUUACCUACAGUAUACUGAUGGUCAUUUCCGCCAUCGGAAAUUCGACAGUUCUCGUCCUGAUUCGACGGAGAAAAGGAAACACCAGAUCCCGGAUCAACACGAUGUUGAUGCAUCUCGCGAUCGCGGAUCUGCUCGUCACCUUCAUUAUGAUGCCCACGGAGAUCGGAUGGGCUGCCACUGUGACGUGGAAUGCUGGAGACGCGAUGUGCAGGAUCAUGGCUUUCUUCAGAAUGUUCGGGCUUUAUCUAUCAUCCUUUGUUCUCGUCUGCAUUAGCGUCGACAGAUAUUACGCGGUAUUAAAGCCUCUGCAUCUGAUGAACGUCGACAGGAGAGGAAAAGUCAUGCUGACUAUCGCUUGGGCCGGCUCAACAAUUUGCUCCCUGCCACAGAUGGUCGUUUUCCACGUCGAUAAUCACCCGGUUUUCACCUGGUACGAGCAGUGCAUUACCUACAACACAUUCCCAAGCUACACGCACGAGCUGACCUAUUCCUUAUUCGGUAUGAUUACGAUGUACGCCUUGCCCCUGAUCGUCAUAAUAUUCAGCUACGCGAGCAUCAUCAUUGAGAUAUACAAGAGAUCGAGGGAAUCUUUUACAGACAAAAUGCGACGAUCGUCUCUCGGAUUUUUGGGCCGGGCAAAAAUCCGCACCCUCAAAAUGACCAUCAUCAUUGUUCUGGUCUUCUUCGUUUGCUGGACUCCUUACUACGUGAUGAGCUUAUGGUACUGGAUAGAUCGACCAUCGGCCGAAAAAGUCGACCUGCGUAUACAAAAGUGCCUCUUUUUGUUCGCCUGCACCAAUUCCUGCAUGAAUCCGAUAGUUUACGGGGUCUUCAAUAUCCGCAACAGAAAAAGGGAUCGAAAACCGGCGCGGGCUCCGACGAUAGAAACUCGAGUCACUCCGCUGUUUCUCUCGGUAAAGCUGCUCAGUUGAAAACCAAGAAAAGCAAAGUGAAAAGAAAAGUCUGUGAGAGAGAGAGAGAGAGAGAGAGAGAACGAAACAAUUGUAGCGGAUCUAGACGUGGGAUCUUUACCGAAAGACCGGAGAAUUGCAUGAUGGACUUGAUGCGACGGGUUCUGCACGCUCUACCGCAACCUGCACAAAACACAAACGCAAACACACACACACGCAAACAUGAUACAAUUUUUCUUCCAGUCUGCUGUCCUACUGUAAAUAAUAAAAACAGAAGCACGGUUCUCUUCUUAAAUUUAGGCAGAAGCGAUUUAAUCGUAAAAAUUUUAUCCGUCGAACAACAAUUGGCUGUAACUGAAACAGAAAUGCUUGUCGGUAAUGAGAUAUUUUUUUAAUAAAAAAUACUCAAGCUUGCGUUACUUAAUCAAAAUAUUCACUUGUAACGAUGAGUUUGUAAAAAGGUGAUGGAGGAAAAGAAAAGAUAUUAAUCGAUUAGACAAGUCAGUUUUUCUUCUGACAAAGCUGUAUGUUUGAUAUAUUGAUAAAAAAAAGUUUGUUACGUCGUUGUUUAUUAUUUUUUAUAAACUUUAAUUUUAUAAUGUACUUUUGCAAAUACAUUUACUCAUAGGGUAUAUAUGUAUAUGUCACCUAGUGUGUAGAAUAAUCAGUCGUACUAUUCCAUAACUGUUACUAUAUUCCUCUCUGUAUAUUUUAUCUAUUGUGUGUAAUAUAUUAUUAAAUUGAUCAUUCCUAAUCCUCAAAGCACUGGAAUUAUGUAGAUUCGUUUAAAAUUCUUAUGUUUCGUUCAAUAACGAAACGUCUGAAUCGCAAGUUAGGAAACAAGAAAAACCGAUUAACAAUUCUCCAGCAAUGUUAUUAAUUGUUUCAGCGAUAGUUAACACGAUACAGCGUAAAUUUGAAAAAAUUAGAAUAACGCAUGCUAAAAUGUAAACAAUUUAACGAACAGUUGUAAUUCAGAUGUUCAAAAUAAUCACACUCUGAUAUUUUCGAUCCGAUUUUAACGUUUUCAGGCUCAUUUCGAUCGCUGAUAAAAUCUCCACGAAUUGUCGAAAAAGUAUUCAAUAAAUAUCAAAUUUCAGGAAAUUUUUCCAGAUUUUAACGGUGAUUAAAAUUUCAGUUUAUACAUUUUGAACCUUUCUUAUUACGAAAUAUUUUCUCUCAAAUUGAUGGAAUUGGUCAGGAUUUAUUUCCGUCGAGUAAAUAACAGCUCUGGAGGUUGUUUAAUCGGUUUUUUCUCGUCUUUCUAUCUUUUAAUUCCGCCUUUCCAAUCGAUUCAUUUUCACCUAACAUAUGCCUUAUACUUUGACCAUGCACUUCUGUCCAUUAUGGCAUUAUUAGGGUGAUUCUUAACAUGGCCUAAACGCUUUCAAGUUGAUGAAAAAAAAAAAAAAAAAAUUCCCUAAAACUUGGAGCUCCGUAACAAUUCUCUAAAAAAAAUAUGUAUCUUUCACUAUUCUCGGUGCAUUCGUCAACGACUCGUAUAAACUUUCAAAGAGGAAAAAAAGUUUUUUCAACGUUAUCGCCGCAAGCUACUUCGAU